AUGGAAAAUAUAAUAAAAACACAAGAAAGUAGGAUUAUUAGAAAUUCUACUGUUAUUGUACACCCACUUGUUUUACUUUCUGCUGUUGAUCAUUAUAAAAGACUAGAUGCUGAUAGAGUGGUAGGCGUUUUAUUGGGAGAAGUAUCUGACGAGAUACAUAUUACAAACAGUUUUGCAAUUCCAUUUGAAGAAAAUGAAAAUGGAUGGUUUUAUGACACGUCAUAUUUACAGAACAUGUAUGAAUUGUUCCAUAAAGUAAAUUCUAAGGAGGUUAUUGUAGGAUGGUACCACACUGGUCCAAAAAUGUAUAAAAAUGAUAUAGAAAUUACUAGAUCCUUUUUAAAAGUAAUAGAUAAUCCAUAUCUUGUGAUUAUUAAUAUUCAUGCAGAUGAUUUUGAUUUACCAAUACAAGUAUUUAAAUUAAAUAAACAAAAAGAUUUUAUACACAUUAAUAGUAAAAUUGAAGCGGAAGAAGCAGAGGAGGUGGGAGUAGAAAAUCUAAUUCGAGAUGCACGUGUAGAAUCAGCGGGAAGUUUAAGAGAAAAUAUUAAUAUUAUAAAAAAUUCAAUGUAUGUGUAUUUUAAUUGUUUAAGUGUUAUUGAGAAUUAUUUAGAGGCAAUAAUAAACGAUGAAAAGGAAUAUAAUUAUGAAAUACUAAAUUUAUUACAAGAAAUAUUAAAUUCUGUACCUAGUUUGAAUGACAACCUAGAAGUUUAUUCAAGUUACAUUUACCUUUGUGAACUUGUUAAAUCUACUAUAAAUCUUACCGAUUUAAAGAAGAAUAGGCUAGAAAAUGAAAUAGUAGGUCAAUAA
Molecule: messenger RNA, 813 nt
Organism: Vairimorpha ceranae
Lineage: Eukaryota; Fungi; Microsporidia; Nosematidae
Product: 26s proteasome regulatory subunit 12
Exons: 1
Coding region: 1-813 (270 amino acids)
Biological process (GO): proteasome-mediated ubiquitin-dependent protein catabolic process
Cellular component (GO): proteasome complex
Molecular function (GO): metallopeptidase activity; protein binding
Source: RefSeq, a predicted model, not a curated record